UUUAUGUUAUUCAGGUUUCGGGCGGGCCGGUUUGUUACCCGGAUGUAGAAGCCCAUGUGCGUUACUUGAGUUGCAGCAGGAGCACAGUCCUUGCGUUAGACCUUUCUCGCUCGCUCUCGUCUUCGGUUCCAGUCUUUGCUUAAAGAUGCUGCGCUUGCCCAGUUUGAUGAGGCAGAUGAGGCCAGUGUGCAGGGCUCUAGCACCACACCUCACCCGUGCCUAUGCCAAGGAUGUAAAGUUUGGAGCAGAUGCCCGGGCGCUCAUGCUCCAGGGAGUGGACCUGUUGGCAGAUGCCGUGGCUGUCACUAUGGGACCAAAGGGUCGCACAGUUAUCAUUGAGCAGAGCUGGGGCAGCCCAAAGGUCACCAAAGAUGGAGUAACAGUUGCCAAGAGCAUUGAACUGAAGGACAAGUACAAGAACAUCGGGGCCAAGCUGGUACAGGAUGUGGCUAAUAACACAAACGAGGAGGCAGGUGACGGAACGACCACCGCCACUGUACUGGCACGUGCCAUUGCCAAGGAGGGCUUCGACACCAUCAGCAAAGGCGCCAACCCCGUAGAGAUCCGCAGAGGAGUCAUGCUCGCUGUGGAAACUGUCAUCAACGAGCUGAAGAAGCUGUCCAAACCAGUCACUACACCUGAGGAAAUUGCUCAGGUGGCCACCAUUUCUGCCAACGGAGACACUGAAGUUGGUGCGAUCAUCUCCAACGCCAUGAAGAAAGUGGGACGUAAAGGAGUUAUCACCGUAAAGGAUGGCAAAACCCUGCAUGAUGAGCUGGAGAUCAUUGAAGGCAUGAAAUUUGACCGUGGCUACAUCUCCCCGUACUUUAUCAACACAGCUAAAGGUCAGAAAUGCGAGUUCCAGGAUGCCUAUGUGCUGCUGAGCGAGAAGAAGAUCUCAAGCGUCCAAAGCAUCGUUCCAGCCCUGGAGAUUGCUAACCAGCAUCGGAAACCCCUGGUCAUUGUGGCGGAGGAUGUGGACGGAGAGGCCCUAAGCACUCUCGUGCUCAACAGGUUGAAGGUUGGACUGCAGGUUGUGGCAGUAAAGGCCCCAGGUUUCGGAGACAACAGAAAGAACCAGCUAAAAGACAUGGCAAUUGCUACUGGAGGAACGGUGUUCGGAGACGAGGCUGUCGGCUUGGCUGUCGAAGACAUACAGGCGCACGAUUUCGGCCGCGUUGGCGAGGUGGUCGUGACCAAGGACGACACCAUGCUGCUAAAGGGCCGCGGUGACCCAUCUGCCGUCGAGAAGCGUGCAGCUGAGAUUGCCGAGCAGCUGGAGACCACCACCAGCGAUUACGAGAAGGAGAAACUCAACGAGCGCCUGGCCAAGCUCUCUGACGGAGUGGCUGUACUCAAGGUUGGUGGAACGAGUGACGUGGAGGUGAACGAGAAGAAGGACAGAGUAACUGACGCCCUGAACGCCACUAGGGCGGCUGUCGAAGAGGGCAUUGUUCUCGGAGGUGGCUGUGCUCUCCUGCGUUGCAUCCCUGUCCUGGACACCAUAAAACCUGUCAAUGAUGACCAGAAGAUCGGUAUCGACAUCAUCCGUAGAGCACUGCGUAUUCCUGCCAUGACCAUUGCUAAGAAUGCAGGAGUAGAGGGUUCUCUGGUGGUGGAAAAAAUCCUUCAGAGCGGAAAUGAGGUCGGCUAUGAUGCCCUUAACAACGAGUACGUCGACAUGGUGGAAAAAGGAAUUAUUGACCCUACAAAGGUGGUAAGGACAGCACUGCUGGACGCUGCUGGUGUCGCAUCUCUGCUCUCGACAGUGGAGGCUGUGGUUGUAGAGCUUCCUAAGGAGGAGAAGGAAAUGCCAGGAGGCAUGGGUGGUAUGGGUGGAAUGGGAGGCAUGGGUGGUAUGGGAUUCUAAGUUUCACUACCAGGCGUGCCAUACAGACUUUAAGGUAGGGAGAGUGAGGGCAGGGUGCACAGAUUGACCCUUUCCUCGCACUCUCUCACCUGCCCAGGGGUGUGACAAUGCAGAAGAAAUGACCCACAUUCUUCUAAAAUCAUAGUCUGAUCUCUCCACUCGGGGCUGAAGCUGACCUGACCCGACCCUGUUGCUCAGAAGACAAGCGUUAAAUGACCAGACUCAUGUGAUCGAUCAGUCCAUACUCAACAUGCUCAGUUUGAAUGCUCACAAUGGAAUGAAUGAAUGAAUUGUUCACAUGGAAAAGCAAGAAUACGUGUUUAAUCUGUUUUUUUUUGUUUGUUUUUUUUCAUAUUGGAGAACUUGUUGCUAACUGGAAAUAUAUUUUGUGUAAAAGCUUCAGAAACAAUACACAAGGGUUGAAAUCUGCCUUUUAAUGGAGAGCCAAGGUGUUAAGAUAAACUUGAGCCGUAUGUCAGCAAAUUCCUUUUUUUUUUGUUGUUGUCCAAAUUAUGUAUGUCAUGUUUACACCUGUCCUAAACAUUCACUUGUUGUUCAAGAUAAUUAAAAGUAUCUCACUCAA
This is a messenger RNA of Clarias gariepinus (North African catfish), 2453 nucleotides long. It is a transcript of the gene hspd1, whose product is annotated as heat shock 60 protein 1. Bases 146 to 1870 code for a protein of 574 amino acids. Gene Ontology annotation, cellular component: mitochondrial matrix; mitochondrial inner membrane. Gene Ontology annotation, biological process: protein import into mitochondrial intermembrane space; T cell activation; apoptotic mitochondrial changes. NCBI's taxonomy places the organism in Eukaryota, Metazoa, Chordata, Actinopteri, Siluriformes, Clariidae. The record is from RefSeq and is a predicted model, not a curated record. Gene Ontology annotation, molecular function: protein-folding chaperone binding; ATP binding; ATP-dependent protein folding chaperone. The transcript has 11 exons.